Messenger RNA from Oppiella nova, 819 nucleotides. The record is from the annotation of a GenBank genome assembly. NCBI's taxonomy places the organism in Eukaryota, Metazoa, Arthropoda, Arachnida, Sarcoptiformes, Oppiidae.
AUGUCCUGUAUGUCGGUGCAAUCAGUAUGUGGCGCCCGAAACUUAAAAAAGGACUACGGCUUCAUUGUGGGCGGCAAUGAAGCGCCGGCCCACUCGUGGCCGUGGGCUGUGGCUGUAUACACGGGCUCGGGAUCCAGUUUCCAUAACUACAAGUUCGUGUGCGGGGCGUCGGUCAUCAGCGAGAGGUAUGUGUUGGGUGCGGCCCACUGCGUGUCCCACAAUAGUCGGGUCGCCAAACCGGAAACCAUCCGACUAUUGAUCGGAGCGCACGACCGGCGCUACGAAGGCGUCUACCAUAGAGUGCAAAGGAUUUUCGUCCACAAGUUAUACGACGAGCGACUCAUGCAGAACGACAUCGCUCUCUACAAACUGGCCGAACCCAUCAACUUCAAUAAGACAUCAAAUAUAGCACCGGUAUGUCUGCCCGACUCGCACUGGCACCAGCGAGACUACACCAACCAAAUGGUACAACUGGUCGGAUGGGGAACUACGUCUGCUGGUGGACGCACCAGUGAUAUUUUAAGACAAGUCCAGGUGCCCAUCAUCACCAACAAGGACUGCGCCCGUAGUUAUAACGCGCUGAUGGUUACGUCCAAACAAAUGUGUGCCGGAUAUGCGGCGGGAAAGAGAGACUCCUGUCAGGGCGAUUCUGGAGGUCCAAUGACUAUGCAGUUGGAUGGCAGAGAGGGCCGGUAUGUGCAGAUUGGCAUCACCUCAUGGGGAAAGGGAUGCGCCGAACCCAAAUAUCCCGGAGUCUACACUAAAGUCUCGUAUUAUAUCGAUUGGAUUCAAAGCAAUACUAAUAAUGUGAAUGAUUGA